AUGGGAGCACCUCAGGAAGCCAUAACAGAAGAUGAGAUUGUUGGAAUGGAGCUUCCAACUACAAAGACAAAUUCUAAGAAUGCAUUCACAGAAUUAAUGUCGAAGAAACCUAUUAAUCCUGAAAAGUCUCCUGGGAAAUCCGACAAGCAUUCAAACUCUGACAAGUCAAAAGCAAAAAUGUCCUACGACAGAAGGGACGGCCUGGGAGUAUACACUGCCGACCCCUAUGCUUACGACAGAGUUUUGUUCAACAACGAGAAUGCGGUCAUCAUUCAGGAUAUGUUUCCCAAGUCAUCCGUCCAUCUGUUGGUUCUUCCGAAAUCCAAACGCAAUGUUUUGCAUCCAUUCAAGGCGUUCGAAGAUCCAGAGCUCCUUGCCGAUAUCAAAGUCGAAGUGGAAAGGGCCAAACAGAUGGUUGCAAGCGAACUGCGACGGAAGUACGGACAGUUCUCCAAAUCAGAACAAGCACGAAUCCAAGCAAGAGACGCGGAUGACCCACCGAAUGUCCUUCCGGCAGGGCGUGAUUGGAUGAAGGAGAUCAUCACUGGUAUUCAUGCGGUGCCUUCGAUGAACCAUCUCCACGUCCACGUCAUGUCGAAAGAUAUGGUGAAUGACUGUCUGACAAGGAGCGCGCAUUACAACAGCUUUCAGACCUCUUUCUUGGUACCGUUGGAGGAAUUCCCUUUGCCAGAAGAUGAUCCUGUACGCCAGAUUGGAUACGGCCCUUGGCAUACUGUCGACCUUGUUUGUUGGCGAUGCAAGAAGAAUUUCAGCAACAAGGUCACCAAGUUGAAGGCGCAUCUGGCAGAAGAGCAUGAUCAGUGGAAGAGAGAAUAA
Aureobasidium vineae is the source of this 837-nucleotide messenger RNA. The record is from the annotation of a GenBank genome assembly. NCBI's taxonomy places the organism in Eukaryota, Fungi, Ascomycota, Dothideomycetes, Dothideales, Saccotheciaceae.